Messenger RNA from Symbiodinium sp. CCMP2592, 1578 nucleotides. The record is from the annotation of a GenBank genome assembly. NCBI's taxonomy places the organism in Eukaryota, Dinophyceae, Suessiales, Symbiodiniaceae.
AUGGACGCAGCGCGUCCUCUGGCAGGCAGCGCGGAGGCGUCUGCAGGCCGUGGUGGCAGUACGGAAGGACAGAGGCUCAGCGGCUCAUGGAGCGGACGUGAGCGAAAAUCAGUCGUGGAACAAGUGGCAGAAGGCGGCCGUCGCUGCACCGUCGCCGCAGACAGUUAUUUCGAGGCAAUUGACGGGACCGAUGGCAAUCAGAAUCAGGAAGCGGGCAGCUUUCCCGACUCGGUGAGAGGAUCCUUCGAGAACUUGAAGCGUGAGACGCUGCUGGAUCCAGUGUAUGUGGAGGAAUUGCAGACAGAGGAGCCUUCACGACUUGCCUGGCUGCGAUCUUCCGGUGGACUCAUCGUGCAGCUCACGCUUUUCCUGGUCUAUGUUGGCCUCGACUGCGGCAAGACCAUCUUCAACAGUAUGGCCUUGAAGGGCGAUCUUGCCAUCGUACCACAAAGUCUUCCGAUUUGCCAGUCGGCUUUGCAGAUAGUCUUGGGCAUCGUCUGCGUGUACGCCUUUCUCGGCAGGGAGUUGGUGGCCGAGGUGUUCAACGGCAAGAAGAUCCUAAAGUUCUUCCCGAUUUCCCUCAUCUUCGCGAUGGCUCAAGCCUUCCAAACUCUGGCAUACACGGUCAUCAGUGGUGGAACAAUCAAGAUUUUGGGCCAGGUGCGUUUGCUGCAGACGGCACUGCUCUCAAAGUUUCUCCUCGGCCGUAACUAUGUCAUGAAUCAGUGGCUGGUCAUAUUCAUGAUCGUCAUGUCCGCAGGCAUCUUCUGUCAAGCCAAAAUGGAAGACAAAACACAUUGGGACUGCUACAAAGCGCUCAACAAAAUGACUGGGACCACAGCCGUCUUUGACACGGUGCCACAGGCCUGCGUAAUGGGCGCCAAUGCCGAGGGUGAUGCGACGGAUAAUGGCGACUUCCUGAAGGGCAUGUUGUAUGUCUUUAUCUACCUGAUUCUCAGUGACUGUGGGUCGAUUGCCACAGAGCGUUUCCUCAAUGACGAAGAUUCGCCAUACUACUUGCAAAAGACCUGGUUGGAGGUUGGCGGCCUGCCUUGUUCUAUUGCCAUGUCCUUUGUGGUCCCACUGACCCUGCAGUUCAUAGGAAGUUUCAGCGAUGACGGUAUAGAUCACGGACCGCCACCCAAAUGGGAGUCGCAGAUGUGGUGGAAGCAAGACCAAAGAUGUAGCGAUCCGUCUUGGGCCAGCCAGGGCAAGAACAUGAACUUCUGCGGCGGCUUCUUCCGGAACUGGACCAUCGCGGCAGUUGUAGCUCUCUUGCUCAGUAUGACGCAUUCGUGGCUCUCGGGGCUCGUGGUUAAGAAGCUCAACUCUGUGAUCAAGCUCAUGGGGAAGUGUGCAUCCUUGGCCCUCGUCUUCUUUGUCGGUGACUGCUGGCUACUGCGAAAGCAGGAUCCACCUGUCCUCUGCAUGAUUGCGGCAUUGAUGGUCAUGACCGGAACCUUCACCUUCAUGAACAUCAAGCCGCCAAAGAAGGAGACAGAGACCGCUCCUCCAGCCGCUCCCGCCUCCGGCAGUUCCCCACCGGCAGGGGACACAGAGAUGGCCAGCCGCAGCUAA